Drosophila nasuta is the source of this 2453-nucleotide messenger RNA. It is a transcript of the gene Dsp1, whose product is annotated as Dorsal switch protein 1. Gene Ontology annotation, molecular function: DNA binding. The coding region runs from base 725 to 1933 and encodes 402 amino acids. Lineage: Eukaryota; Metazoa; Arthropoda; Insecta; Diptera; Drosophilidae. The record is from RefSeq and is a predicted model, not a curated record. Gene Ontology annotation, cellular component: nucleus. The transcript has 6 exons.
UCAAUUCAAUAGCCUUUGCAUUCGUUGUUGGUACUCUCUCUGUGUGUGUUUUCAAUCAAGCGAGCGGCGCGCGAACCUCAUCUUUUCUUUCCGCAUUGAUAUUGUAUGCUACCAACAAAAACACAUUUACACACUCUUGUGCCCUGCAAUAAAGCACAAGCUGCUGCGUUGCGUUGCCUCGUUUGUUUAUUUUUUACUAACUAAAAACAAACAGCCAACAACAAUAACAACAACAACCGCACAAAACACUUCUACAAAAACGAUUCGCGUUGCGUUGUGUUGCGUUACGUUCGCUGUUACGCUGUAAUUUGUCGUAAGAAUCGGAAAAAUUAAACAAAAAAAAACGAAAAACAGAAAAAAUAAAGUUAUAUCGUGACUCCGUUUUGUUCCUUUGUACAUCAUCUGUAUGUACAAUAAUCAAUAGAAGAACGUACAUACGACAACAUACAUAUACAUGCAUACAUAGAGAAUACAAAAAACAAAAAGGAAAAACGAAUGCUAGUUGGAAACUCGCUUGCAACACUUAUUUUAUCCCCAUUGUGGUGUGUGUUUGUGUUUGCGUGUGUGUGAGUGUGUGUGCAGUGCAAGAAGCAGAACAGAGGAACAGAAACAUUUAACAAAGUUAAACUCUUUAACUACAACUGAUUAAAUCCCCUUCACCUCCUCCGCCAACACCACCACCCCCUUCCAAUCCGCUAAAGGAGAUCAGAAAUCGGCUAAAACCAUGGAACACUUUCAUCAAAUACAGCAAACAAUUCAACACUAUCAGCAGCAACUGGCUGCGCAGCAACAACAACAAGCGGCUGCAGUACAACAGCAACAGUUGCAACAGCAUCAAGUAGUUGUCCAGCAGAAUCAACAGCAGGCGCAUCAAAAUAGCUCCAACACCACCGCCGGCGUUGGCCAACAGCUAUUCACAUACAAAAUGGCCAGCAGUUUCCCCAAUCCAGCCACGACAAUGGCCCAAGUUGUUGCCACCUCGAAUGCGGCAACCACCGGCUACGAUUACCGUCUAAAUAUGGCACAAGCCGCCGCCGCUGCAGCGGUGCCCGGCUCCCAAUGGUGGUAUUCGGCUGCCAAUCAGGGCCAAGUGGAUGCCAACACAGCUGCCCAAUUGCAGCAGCAGCAACAACAGCAACAGCAGCAGCAACAACAGCAGCAACAACAGCAACAGCAGCAGCAACAACAGCAGCAGCAACAGAUGCAACAACAGCAACAGCAACAAAAUGUCAUCAACUCAGCCAGCCCAAUGGUCAGAGGAAAAGCUGAUGCGAAACCCAGAGGUCGAAUGACCGCCUACGCAUAUUUUGUACAAACUUGCAGAGAGGAGCACAAAAAGAAGCAUCCCGAUGAGACGGUGAUAUUCGCCGAAUUCUCGCGAAAAUGCGCUGAACGAUGGAAGACAAUGGUUGACAAGGAGAAGAAACGCUUCCACGAAAUGGCUGAAAAAGACAAGCAGCGAUACGAACAGGAAAUGCAAAACUAUGUGCCGCCCAAGGGUGCGGUUGUGGGUCGCGGGAAGAAAAGAAAACAAAUCAAGGACCCCAAUGCGCCUAAACGUUCAUUGUCUGCGUUCUUCUGGUUCUGCAAUGAUGAAAGAAAUAAGGUUAAGGCUCUUAAUCCCGAAUUCGGCGUUGGCGAUAUUGCCAAAGAGCUGGGCCGCAAAUGGUCGGACGUCGAUCCAGAGGUCAAGCAAAAGUACGAGUCGAUGGCAGAGCGUGACAAGGCACGAUAUGAACGGGAAAUGACCGAGUACAAGACAAGCGGGAAAAUUGCCAUGUCAGCACCCUCGAUGCAAGCGUCGCUGCAGGCGCAAGCACAAGCAGUGCAGAAAGCGGCGUUAUUAGCAGCUGCUGCCCAACAACAACACCAGCAGCUGGAUGAGCAGCAUGAUGACGAUGAUGGUGACGGUGAUGAUGACGAGAAUCAAUAGGUUUAGCAGUAAAAUACUCUUCACUAUUUAUAACCUAUCGUUGGUCAUCACGAACACAAGAAGGAAUCAUAAUAAUUGUUGGUUGAUCUAUUAUCAGGUUAACUAAUGUGUGUUGGAUAUAUAGAUAGAUAUAUGUAUAUGUAUAUGUAUAUAUAUAUGUGUGUGUGUAUGCAUGUAUAUAUAUAUGUAUAUAUGUAUGUAUAUUUAUAUAUACACGCGCGUAUAUAUAUUUAUAGAUAUAUAUAUAUGAAAUUAAUUAUAUUAAUUUUUUUUAAUAAUAAGUAAUCAAAUUUCCAUGAAUUACUGAAGGAGAAAAUCACAAAGAAACCUUUUAUAAGUUUUAUUUUAAGAAUACUAUAAUAGUAAUAAGUAUAUCGUUAGAUUAAAAUGACAUUCAUCUGUCGGCAAAUCUUAUUUUUGUGCUUCAAUCAUAAGUUUCUCCUAAAACACUAAGAAAACGAAUUAUUUUAUAAAUCAAAAACAAAAAAAAGCAAAAAACAUAAAAAAGAUCGAGAUCAAA